AUGGCACUCGACGACAAGAUCAGACACCAGCAUCACGACGAUGAAGUCGGAUUGCCACAUAGUGUCAAUCGUGACGAGUUAGUCACACCGGAAUAUGUCGAGGGCACUCCCGAUGAGGCGAAGCUUGUUCGCAAGAUCGACCUCAGACUGAUGCCGACGCUCAUUGUCAUGUACAUUUUCAAUUAUCUCGAUCGUACGAACAUUGGUAACGCGAAGGUCGGGGGAAUGCAGACCGACCUUAAGCUGACCUCCUCCGACUACUCGCUCGUCCUCAGCAUAUUCUUCGUCGGUUACUUGAUCUUCGAGCCACCUGCUGUCAUGAUACUGGCGCGGACGAGACCCAGCAUAUUCCUACCAGCGAUCAUGACUGCGUGGGGUGCCGUCUCGGUGGCCGUCAAGGGGAUCGACAGCCUUGGAGGCAUGCUUGCGUUCCGAGUCGUGCUUUCUUUGCUUGAAGCUGGCUUCUUUCCCGGGGUGAUGCUACUGCUCUCCUGCUGGUACAAGCCUAGCGAGCUAUCAAAGCGUAUCGCUAUAUUCUACUGCGGUACAAUCCUUGCUGGCGCAUUUGGCGGCCUUUUGGCUGGAGGUAUCAUAGAUGGCAUGGAAGGCGUCGGAGGAGUUAGAGGUUGGAAAUGGCUCUUCAUAAUCGAGGGACUGGCCACUGUCAUUGUGGGAGUCGUGGCGUUCUUCACGUUACCCGACUACCCGCAAAACACCAAAUGGCUCUCCGAAGACGAACGACGCCUGGCAUCUAUGCGCCUGAUCAUCCGGGAGGACCUCGACGAGAAGAUGCCCUACAAGAAAGCCAUCCUCCUCUCCAUUCGCGACCCCAAGCUGUGGCUCUUUAUGCUAGCCCUGAACGUCAUACUAGCCUCCGGCACAGUCUCCUACUUCUUUCCCACUCUGAUGGGCGCUCUUGGUUACAAGGGCCGCAUGGUCCAAUUCAUGACCGUACCCAUCUACGCCGUCACACUGGUCAUCAACCUGGCCAUGGGCUUCUCCGCCGACUACACCCGCCAGAAAGCGUUCCAUGUCAUAGGCUGUGCCGGUCUCGCUGUGCUCUCCUUCAUCAUCUGCGCCGCAAGCACCAGUUUCCCGGUGCGCUACGCCUUCAUCUGCUUCGCUUCGCCGGUCACCAUGUUUCCUGGACGCGAGAGACGGGCGGUCAGCGUGCCUCUGAUCAAUGGCUUCGGAAACCUGGCGUCUGUGUAUGGCUCUGUACAUUGUGGCUUUGCCACGAUGACUUGCUUCAUGUUCAUUGCUGGCGUUACAGCAUUCGUUGUUAAGUGGAUCUGGGAUGACAAGGGCCUGGAGAGGAUUGACUACGCAGCUCAGGAGCGUCAGGAGGAGGCGGAGCGGAGAAAGAUCUAG
Messenger RNA from Cyphellophora attinorum, 1371 nucleotides. Its product is annotated as putative transporter. The coding region runs from base 1 to 1371 and encodes 456 amino acids. Lineage: Eukaryota; Fungi; Ascomycota; Eurotiomycetes; Chaetothyriales; Cyphellophoraceae. Gene Ontology annotation, molecular function: transmembrane transporter activity. The transcript has 7 exons. Gene Ontology annotation, biological process: transmembrane transport. Gene Ontology annotation, cellular component: membrane. The record is from RefSeq and is a predicted model, not a curated record.